This is a messenger RNA of Neltuma alba, 1311 nucleotides long. RefSeq names its product UPF0481 protein At3g47200-like. Bases 1 to 1311 code for a protein of 436 amino acids. NCBI's taxonomy places the organism in Eukaryota, Viridiplantae, Streptophyta, Magnoliopsida, Fabales, Fabaceae. The transcript has a single exon. The record is from RefSeq and is a predicted model, not a curated record.
AUGAUAGAAGCUAAGGUGAUAAAUGAUGUUAAAGCAAUGAUGCAAGAUACUAAUGAAGAUGAGAUCCUAUCAUCAUCAACAAAAUGUUGUAGCUACAGGGUGCCCCAUACCAUGCGUGACCCAAAUAAUGAAGAUGCUUAUUACUAUAACCCAAAAGUUGUUUCCAUUGGUCCCUUUCAUUACGGCAACGAGAAACUAAGAGUCAUGGAGAAGCACAAACGAAUGUUUUUUAAAAGGUUCGUGAAAAAAUCUGAGACAGACUUGGAAGAUUUAGUCAGGUUUGUGACGCGUUGGGAGUCACUGGUUCGGGCGUCUUACUAUGAUGAGAUCAGACUGGACGAGAAGGAAUUUGUGAAGUUGAUAUUAGUGGAUGCUGCUUUCAUCAUUGAACUCUUCAUGAUAGUGCAUGUUAUCAGAGAUAACAAGGCUCGCAAGCAUGAUAUAAGCAAAGAACUAGCGUUGUUGGAGCAUUGGUGGCAGGAAGCUGCUACUAAGGAUUUGAUUUUACUUGAGAAUCAACUUCCAUUCUUUAUUAUUGAACGGCUAUACAAGGAAGCUUUUCCCUCCGCCCCAUCAGAAAGAAAUAGCAACAAUAAGAUCCCUUCAUUUCUUCACCUCACAUUUACCUUCUUUCGGUCUUACAAUAAAAAUCCACCUCAAACUGAAUUUGGUGAGAUAAAACACUUCACAGAUCUACUUAGGUCGUUCUUUUUAUCAUAUGAUAUUUGGAAACCAGAAUUCAUAGAGGAUCCACAUGAUCUUCUUUUAUACAGUGCGACCGAGUUGCAAGAGGCUGGGGUAAAGUUGAAGGCAAGCACAAAACCAGGCAAGAGCUUAGUGGACUUGAACUUUUCAAGCCCUCCUUAUUUUGAGAUCCUAGAGAUUUUCUUGGAAGACAGAACAGAGAUUUUGUUUCGUAAUAUGAUAGCUUUAGAGCAAUGCCAUUAUCAGUUCAAUUCUUACAUUACUGAGUAUGCUUUUGUAAUGGAUUGCCUAAUAAAUGAGCAUCAAGAUGUGGAUCUACUCACUCAUAAGAAAAUCAUCCACAACUUUCUCGGCAAUGCCAAUGGUGUUGCUGAUUUAUUUAAUGGUCUCCGUAAAAAUAUCAUGGGGGAGUAUAAAAUAAGUACUCCUUACCAUCAGAUUUUCAAAGAGCUGAAUCAAUACUGUACGCGUCCUUGGAACAAGAGGAUGGCAAAUUUGAGACGUGAUUAUUGCAAGUCUGCUUGGCGUACUAUGGCUUCUACUGCUGCUAUUGUGGUCAUACUUCUCACCCUUAUUCAAACCAUUUUGGCUUUCCUCCAAAUUUGA